GAACGCUAAAAACAGACCGGUGGUAUUGUGAAAGUUUGUUAUUUUUUGUGCAACAAAAAGGUUUCUAGGCUAGUAGUGCUGAUUAAACUUAUAAAAAAUUUUGAUAAAACUAAAUGUACAAUGGCCAGUUGGGCGAAUCGCCCCCCAAUCAAAGAUACCACAAACAAUAACCCGACUUCAGCAAGAAAAAAGUGGAACCUUGAAGAUAAGAAAUCUCUACGCAACUUAAAAUAUCAUUUUGCGGAGGAUGGCUGCUCGGAGGUUCAGUACACACUGGCCAAACAGUUGCUCGAGGAGAACGCGGAAGCAGAUCCAGCCCAUAAUCAUGCCCAGGGUGUACAUUGGUUACUGCGAGCUGCUCAGCAAGGGCAUGAACAGGCUAUAGUUAUGUUGACCGAAUGCUAUCAAACCGGACGAGGAAUAAACGAAAUGAAUGAGGAGGAUGUACGAUCCUGUCUGGCGAUGAGUCCAGGAGAGCGAUCAGCUCGUAGAGCGGCCCAAGAAUUGUUUGCUUCCCUUUCGAACGGCGAAGAAUAUGUGACAGCUGCUCAGCUGGAAAAGCGAAUGCGUGAGAUUUACAAGCUGGAUAAAAAACGAAAACGAACCCGCCCGGAUGGUGCGGAAGCUGGUGAGAUUCGAAUGGAAGCCAGUCCCGAUAGGUGCGGUAAUCGACUAAAUCGAAGAACCAGCCAGUUUCAACAGAUGAACCACAUUUCCGAAGCGAAUUUGCUGUCGGCUGCCGUCAACUACUCGAAUGGAAGGCUGCCCUUCGUGGGGAAUGCUUUAAUUCUAUCCGUUCCUAAUCCGCAAAGCCUAGAUCAUGUACCUUGCUUCCACAGGCCAUUCUUUCAUCCCAUCAUGUUCUUUUCACUGCUUUAUCAUCGUCUCUUGACAAUGCUGGCUUCGUUCCCUGGCUCUGGAUUUUCCGGGAUUCAGUUGGUUUUAGUUAUGAUAGCGUAUUCGUUAUUUGCUAGCGAUAAUCUGUUUACUCUAGUUCCCGUUGGAGCGUACUACAUUAGCAUAAUUGUCAUGGUGCUGUGCAGCUUCAAAAUGUUGAAAUCUAAACAUGAAUUCAUCGAUUUCCGUAUGUGGUCGGGAUUGUUUCUGCGCUACGGCGAUGAGCACCUAAAUACGGACGAUUCCGAGAAUCAGUACCUGCGUAACAACCUUCGACCCUAUCUGUACUUCUUCAUCGCAUUUUUCACAAAUGUUAUGCUGCAUCCGAACAUCAACGAUCAGUGGUUACCGUUCUCGGAAAUUACGGUAGUCUCCUUUGUUUUGACCUUCGUCACGAUGUUGGCUUUCAUGUACACCGCAUCAGAGCGUACCUUUCCGGAUCCUAUGAUUUUGUUCUCGUUUGGGUUGAACGUGCUGGCUAAGUAUCCAUACGAGAUGGACUCGGUAGUGACAACCGGCUGGCGCUUCCUGGAUCUCAAGGUGCCCGCUUUUUCGACAUUCGUAAUUGGCAAUGGAAUUGAAUUCUGUCUGAAUUGCCGUGCGUUGCUUUAUCUGAUAAUACCGCUGUUUCUCGCGCUGAUUGCACGUCGGCACGGCUGGCGGGGUGUGUACCAGUACCUAAUACCGCACUGCGUUACCUUAGCUUGGUUGCAGAUCUGCAUUAUCAGCUCACAAUCGGCAACCAUGUUUGGACUGGUGCGUGGUGCUCUCGGACUGUCAGGAUUGCUGCUGUUUUUGCCACUGUUCGGAAUUGUAACCUUACUGAUUCCCGUUUUUGCCACUAUCGAAUGGCUGUCCCUAACCGAUUCCACCGUUCGCUUGUGGUCAUCAAUCAGUGCCGCCAUCAUUGCAAUUUUGAUCUCAUUCUAUAUGGCCGCAUCGCGACGUACGGAAAAGUACAUUACAUUCCUGCAAAUAGCAAUCUGCGUCAUAGCGACCAUCUUUCUGACGUUACCCCACAUGAUGUCCAACUUUGAAACGCUUCACUCGUCAGAAGCAGCCGGAUUGUACGACUCUAGUACCGCAAGCUCACAGUCCAAAAGUCAACCAAUGCCACCGAUGGGUCUGAGCUGGGAGUCCUACUAUAAGUUUUGUCAUCAGCCGGCUUGGGAUAGGUUGGGUAACAAAAUUCGCACUCAGCUGCGAUGUGCUCAUCUGGACGGAACGGCCGUCCGUUGGGAGGGUAGCGUAGUCGAUCUGGAAAUUGCCACACGGCGUAAUCUGCGAGCGGAUUUGAUACAUAGUUACUUGCCUCGAUUCCUGGCCAACCGUAUUGCCUGUUUCUAUGGCGAACGGGUAGAACCGUUGUGCGGUCCAACGGAGGAGCAGCAGCACUGCGAAGAAAUGAACAGCUUCAUGCAGCAGCACACGCGUUGCCACCUGGACAAGUGGAACACCUACGAAUACGAAAUAAAGGUGCGCAUGCCAUCGCUAGGAUUAUUAACGAAACCAGCCGAAGUGACGCUGCGGGCAGUGCACGCAUUCGGCAACUUUACGCAGAGUCUCAAUAACAGCGAUCGAAUUUGGUUCAUCGGGAUUUUGCGAAACUUUCUUAACCCUACCGCCACUGCUCAAACCGACCAGCCGGCAGGGGGCAGCGAUUUUGAUGAUCUGCACAUCGAUGUUGGUGGUGCUGGUGGCGGCAGAUCCGAUCGCAGCAAUAUGCGGCUGGGAAGGAAGAACCCCCUGAUAGAGGUGCUCUCGAUCGGCUGCAUUCACUGCCAAAAUCCGGAGCUGACAACGAUUCACGUGUCGGAUGGUUUGAAGGUUAACGCCCGGAUGCGGGAUCUGCUGCGCGGUAUCAAGUAUUUGUUGAAUGUCAUCUUUAAUCCACUUGUUAUUUUCAAGUAGAAAAGCUGCUGUACUGAGGGAAAAAAAUUAUCCCGAUUUUUUAUGUUUGUUUGCGUUUUUCAAUGUAUAACUACAAAUCCCUACUCGCCAGUAUAGUCGCAUUUAAUGAACGAAAGUAAAUAAUCUGAACUGCGUGCUGGACGGGAAAAAAUAGCUGUGAACAAGUUAACAAAUAUCAGAUAACAGGCUGAGAUUCUACUACUGAACGGGAAUUAUUUGCUUUUUUUUUAUUUCUUGAGAUAGAUGAUAGUCAUGAUAGAUUUUAAAUAAAUUCCACUGCUAAUGUACUGAAA
This is a messenger RNA of Wyeomyia smithii (pitcher-plant mosquito), 3101 nucleotides long. RefSeq names its product wolframin (gene wfs1). Gene Ontology annotation, molecular function: protein binding. Gene Ontology annotation, biological process: calcium ion homeostasis; endoplasmic reticulum unfolded protein response. The record is from RefSeq and is a predicted model, not a curated record. NCBI's taxonomy places the organism in Eukaryota, Metazoa, Arthropoda, Insecta, Diptera, Culicidae. Bases 121 to 2808 code for a protein of 895 amino acids. Gene Ontology annotation, cellular component: endoplasmic reticulum membrane. The transcript has 4 exons.